Boleophthalmus pectinirostris (great blue-spotted mudskipper) is the source of this 3384-nucleotide messenger RNA. RefSeq names its product microfibril associated protein 3 like (gene mfap3l). NCBI's taxonomy places the organism in Eukaryota, Metazoa, Chordata, Actinopteri, Gobiiformes, Gobiidae. Bases 279 to 1427 code for a protein of 382 amino acids. The record is from RefSeq and is a predicted model, not a curated record. The transcript is spliced from 3 exons.
CCUCUGUGCAGUACAAACUCGCUGUUGCUCACACAUUAUCAUUACACAGCAGCGGGAGGAGGGCGAGGAUGCGGAGAAACAGCUAACCACAGCCUUCCCUAACACCGGAGCUCCCUUUGCCACCGAAAAACCCCGGCCUGGACCCAAAACUGACAUGCAUCAAAUUCAGAUGGCCCUAACCAAGCUGCCUUCCUUCGUAAAGAGAUAGUGAGUCAAUGGCGUCCUUGGGGCAAUGAGAGACUCUUCUCUUUGGCCUGAAGCGCUGAUAACUGGAGAAAAUGUCCCGGUCUAUUCAUUACGGGGGAGUCUGUUGCCUAUUCUUUUUGGUCUUGGCGUCCUGUAUGACCUCCCUAACCAGCGCGGCCUUGGUUUCGGACACAAAUCGCACGGAAAAUGGCGUUCAGAAUCAGAAUGCUAGUACAUGGAGAGAUGAAGGGCUAGUCCCAGCAGCGCACAACAAAGUGAGCCAGAUAAUUGCCCGAGAGGGGAGUUGCGUGCUGAUUGAUUGUAAUGUCACCGGAGAGCCGUUCCCCAAUGUGUGGUGGUUCAAUUCCCACGGAGAGAGGCUGGACACUGACAACGGUGGAAAGUGGUGGCUGCUGGACAAUGGCGUCUUGAACAUCUCAGAUAUCGAGUUUUCAGACCGGGGCAAAUACACGUGCGUCGCCUCCAACGUCCACGGCACCUCCAACUGCACCGUCACCCUGCGCGUGGUCUUCACUAACGGAGAUAUGGGGGUGUACUACAUGGUGGUCUGUCUGGUCACCUUCACCAUCAUCAUGAUAAUGAACGUGACGCGCCUUUGCAUGAUGAGCAGCCAUUUGAAGAAAACCGAAAAAGCCAUUAACGAAUUCUUCCGCACUGAGGGAGCCGAGAAGCUACAGAAGGCGUUCGAGAUCGCCAAACGCAUCCCGAUAAUCACAUCGGCGAAGACUUUGGAGCUAGCGAAGGUGACGCAGUUUAAGACGAUGGAGUUUGCGCGGUACAUUGAAGAGCUGGCACGUAGCAUUCCACUCCCACCGCUAAUCAUGAACUGCCGCACCCUGGUGGAGGAGAUUUUGGAGGUGGUGGGCGUGGAGGAGAUGCGGCACGCGGCGGGGAGAAUCGCCAUGGGACCGCGCGACGUUUUCAGCAUCCUCCAAGAACGGCACGAACGGGAAACACGAGCGCGGGAAAGGAGCGAAUCCCCCGCCGCCGAUUCCGAUAACUCCUCCGCGCACGAGCAGCCGCAGCUCAUGGCCAUACAAGUGUCAGUGCACCCCCCGCUGGUCACAGGAGAGUACUGCAGCGUCGAACAGGAGCCAACACAACCUCCGCCCGAGACAGUUAACUCCGAAAUUCCCCCUCUGGCCCCACUCCUGCAGGAAGAGCCCGAGGAACAACCACCCCCUCAGCCCGUUCAGGUGUUCUACGAGAGCCAUGUCUAAACCUGCUAUGCAUUUCACUGUAGACAAAAAAAACUCCACUCUCCAAUCACAUUUCAGUUCUCCAUCUUGAAUGUACUUGAAAAAGGUGAUUUCUGCUGUUGAACUAAUGUAAUAAGCGAAGAAUUGUAACAGGACUUAACGUUAAGUGUCGAGGAUAACGGCAAACGUAAUAUUUUGACCACUUGACUCAACAGGUCUGGAAGCGAAAUGUCCUUCAAAGAAUUCAAAAGUUUAAUGGAGCUUUACUAUAAAACACAUUUUACUUAGAAUAUGUUAAAUUUCAUAAGCCUGAAUUAUAAAUGUAUUUAAAAGACUUCAUCAUACCCAGAAAUUUGUCUGGGAACCUGUUUCCAGAUCUUGAGCGAGGCCCGGUCAGAACUACUUUAGCUGGAGGAUUUCCUUAUUGUGCAUCUUUGUUUUGGGCAAAAAAUUUCCCUAGGCAUAGCACAAAUUUAAGCUGUGGAGGUAAAGGAUGAGUUUAUUUCAGAAGAUAGAGUAUCCUUAAGUCCGCCACACCCUACAGGAGAAUUUGCCUGCGUUCGUGGAAGCGUAACUUGACUUUGUGUCUGCGUGUGGGAUUCUGAAGCCGCUGCGCUCCUCGUGUGUGUGUGGUGUCAGUGUCAGAUUGUAACCACCAAAACAUCAGCAACAUUACGAUAAAAGAGAGAAAACAGAGUGUCAGGGGCAAAAACGGAGUGACGGACACAGAAGCACAAGAUACAAACUCGGUCCAGUUCACAAAACUGCACUUUUAAUCCAGUUUGAGGCGUUCUUUAAAAGUAAAAAGGCGAGAGUAGUUCCUCACGUGUUUGUUUACAUCAACACAGUGCACGGAUCGAGGUGAAGCUGCAGAUUAGUGAUAGUGACUCUACUUCCUGUGGACUUUAUCGCCAAUCUUUUAUGCUUUAAAAAUCACGUAUCUGAAGUAUUGCACAUUUCACAAAUUAUAAUAACACAGUUUUGACUUGUAUCUAAACUAGAAGUGCAGUGUGUCUUUUGAACACUUAAGAGUCUCAUAGCGAGUUUUUUUUAAUUUAUUUUUUUACUGUAGACAGGAAACAGCUGAUGUGAUCGUGCUCACAACUUUAUAGUCUGCUCCGCAAACAUAUCUCGUCUUUACGAUCGCAGAUUUCAAGUCUCAUAAGAUUCUCCUCGUGUCUGUUUCUGCACUUUUUGUCGCACAUUUAAAAAUGGUUUAAGACCAAAAAAUCCUGUAGUGUGUGGCGGCCUUAAGCUGGAGGGAUUUACUUCUUUGUUUUGGGUUAAAAAGGUUCCUAGGCAUUGGACACAUUUAAGCCCUGGAGUUUAUUUCAGAAGAUAAAUUAUCCACAAAAUGAAAACACAAUAACGUACAGUAAAUGGAUCAGUCAUCACAAAUUGUCAGUCAAACCCAACACCAAUUUCCUGCAAAUUCACAAUUCUUGAAGUGCUAAUUACCUGUUAGUGGUCAAAAUAUUAUGUUUAUUAUGUAUUUAUUUUGUACACAUUAAAUCUGCCUCAAAUCUUGGUCUUUUGCCAUUUCAGACCAAGCUUUGCACCAUCCACCAAUCCAGCGUCAUUGUAAUUUCACACUCACCAGAAACAUUCGCUGGAUCGAAACCUCACAUUUUCAUGAUUGUACAGCCUUGAAAACAUAAUCCAGGUAAAAUUUGGAUAGAAGUUACAUUUCAUUUGCGAAAGUAUUAAAUCAUUAUUAUAAUUAUUAGCAUUUGUGGUGUGUUUUAGUUUCAGCUUUUUCCUUUCCUAAUGUGUGCAAUUCUUUAUAAGUUUUAUUUCCUGAAUACUUCCGCAGAGGCCUGUUACUUUUGCAUGUGAUCCAGACGGUCGACAUCUUUGUACUGGACUGAAAAGGACUAGUUUUUCUUACUUUGUUUGGCUCAAAGUCAACAAACUCUGCUUUCACCGGUGCUCUUCAAAUGCCUCUUUUGUAGUGAAUAAAAAGUGCUGUGUACAGAAA